AUGCUCACAUUUUGUCCAGAAUGCGGAAGUGUAUUGCAAAUUGAAGAUGGUCCACAAUGUAUGAGAUUUGCAUGUCCAUCUUGUCCCUAUGUUUGUCCCGUCACAGAAAAAGUGAGUUUGAAAAAUUUUGGUCUGGCCUGAUAAGCUAGGGAGAAUUUUUCAAAAGUAUUUCUGAAUCAGUCUAAUUUCUCGAUUCAAAAAUUUUUUUGUUUAUUAUUUCACGAAUAGUCAAAAAUUGGGAUCUUUUUUCGGAUUUUGUCCAAAACAAUGGGUUUUAUUUAAAAAGUUGGAAGUUCCUCACAAUCAGAUUUUCUGAAUUGGAUUCUUUAAACUUUAAAAUAAUUUAAAAACACUAAAUCUUGUACAAUUUUCAACAAGAAAAUCGCGAAUGUGAAAAUUUCUAGCUUGAAUUUUUUCGAGAACAAAUUUGAAUUUUUGAAUUUUGAGAAUCAUGCUUAUUCCCUUCACCCAAAAAAUCAUAUUUAUCUUCCAGGUAUCUAGUCGAAUCUAUCCAAAACUCAAAGACAUUGAUGACGUGUUAGGUGGACCGCAAGCUUGGGAAAAUGCACAAAUUACAGACGGUUAGUUCAAUAUUUUUGCACAAAAUUUCGAGUCACAUUGUAAAAGUUCUUGUUUAGAACGUUGUCCAAUUUGUUCACAUGAGCGUGCAUAUUUCAUGCAAUUACAAACUCGUUCAGCUGAUGAGCCAAUGACUAUUUUCUAUCGAUGUGCUGAUAAUGGAUGUGCACAUCGGUGGAAAGAAUAA
Messenger RNA from Caenorhabditis angaria, 766 nucleotides. The record is from the annotation of a GenBank genome assembly. NCBI's taxonomy places the organism in Eukaryota, Metazoa, Nematoda, Chromadorea, Rhabditida, Rhabditidae.